This is a messenger RNA of Fusarium subglutinans, 231 nucleotides long. RefSeq lists its product as uncharacterized. NCBI's taxonomy places the organism in Eukaryota, Fungi, Ascomycota, Sordariomycetes, Hypocreales, Nectriaceae. The coding region runs from base 1 to 231 and encodes 76 amino acids. The transcript is spliced from 2 exons. The record is from RefSeq and is a predicted model, not a curated record.
AUGCCUGACUCCACUGAGAACCCCAAAGAAAGUACAGAAGAUCUAAAUGCCAAGGCUAAUGAGGAAGCCAUGGAAUACCUAAGUUACUUAGAGGCGGAAGUUCAGAGACUCAAGAACGAGGAGGAGAGAGAUCAGUUGAUUACGGAGCUGGUAGAGCGAAACGAGUUUUUGGAAAAGGAGAUACAAAGAUUACAGGAGCAAAUUAAAAAUUCGAGCGAUGGGAAGAAAUAA